This is a messenger RNA of Magallana angulata, 1017 nucleotides long. RefSeq names its product U11/U12 small nuclear ribonucleoprotein 35 kDa protein-like. Gene Ontology annotation, biological process: mRNA splicing, via spliceosome. Gene Ontology annotation, cellular component: U12-type spliceosomal complex; precatalytic spliceosome. The coding region runs from base 34 to 780 and encodes 248 amino acids. The transcript has 2 exons. Gene Ontology annotation, molecular function: snRNA binding; mRNA binding. NCBI's taxonomy places the organism in Eukaryota, Metazoa, Mollusca, Bivalvia, Ostreida, Ostreidae. The record is from RefSeq and is a predicted model, not a curated record.
AUACUUUGUUUAAAUUACGACAACCACAAAUUGAUGUCAACAGAAGACAGAAUGUCUGAAGAUAGCUGGACACCUUUAGCUAAAACCUACUGCCCAUUAAUGGCAGGUAGUAUUGACAGAACUGACACAGAACCACAUGAUCAUGGAAUCAUUAGAGCCCUAUCUUCCUCAUACAAACCAAACAAAGAUGUGGCAGGUGAUCCAAACCUGACUGUGUUUGUGUCUCGUUUGAACCCCAAAACUGAUGAGGAUACACUAGAAUCACAAUUUUCCUACUUUGGAGAGAUACAUAAAAUCAGAUUGGUGCGAGACAUUAUAACUGGGCAUUCCAGAGGUUAUGCUUUUGUGGAAUUCAAGGAGGGGCGGUCAGCUGUUCGAGCUGAGCGAGACGGACAUGGUAUGGAGAUAGACGGCCAUGAAGUUCUUGUCGACUUUGAACUGGAGCGCACCUUGCCAGGAUGGGUUCCUAGACGACUCGGGGGAGGUCUUGGUGGCAAAAAGGAAUCUGGUCAAUUGAGAUUUGGAUGUAAAGAUCGACCUUGGCGUAAACCAAUUUCAAUGCAAUCACUGCAUGCAAGAGAGAGUUUCGAUGAUGAAAGAAGUAAUGAUGGACAGAGGUCAAUGGACAGAAGAAGAGAUAGGCAAAGAAGACAUUCCAGGGAUAGAAGUCUAUCUCGGGAACAGUCCAGGAAUAGGGCACAAGAUAGAUCCCAUGACAGGUACAGGAAAAGGAGCCGAUCCUCAGACAGAAGGAGAAAAAGAAGUAGAUCCAAACACUAAAGACACUAAGGAAACACUAAAGGAAACUUAUCAUCAUGUCUGUGUAUCUGUAGAUUUCAUUUAUUGGUACUUAGCUUAUAACAUUUCAGAAAGCAAAAUAAAAUGAAAUUUUUUCUCAGUGCAACGAUUCUUUAAAAAAAAAAGAACUAUAUAUCCUUUCCAUUCGGUAGAUAAGACCCCUGUAGAGAGACAGUCACUACUUGACUAUGAAUUGUGAAAGUAUCCAGCUUAUCAAAA